AUGGUAAAGAAGGGCAAGGUGAAGGCCCCCGCGCCUGCACCAAGCCAAACCUCUGCAGCAUCCAAGGAUGGGAAUGGGAGUGGUAAAGGCAAAAAGGGACAAAAAGCAGCGGAUGCCGCUCCUGAGUUGCUGCCGCCGGCACCUCCCAAGCCGACGGUGAAGCAGAUCAUCGGAGGCUCGUCGUGGACAGGCAAGCUGCCGGUCAAUCUGCUGAGCGAGUAUUGCCAGAAGCAGAAAUGGGACAAGCCGGUGUAUGACACGCGGAAGACGGCCGAGGGCUUCUCUGUCUGGGUGACGCUGAGUGCCAAAGACAUCAAGACGCAACAGCUCAUCACCUUGGAGCCGUUCAAAAUCCCUCUAACGCACAAGCAUCUGCUCCUGAGGGACACGGCAUUGGAGGCCAAGCAUGCGGCUGCGACGUAUGCCCUGUUCAGGGUGUGCAGCAUGCAGAACAAGCACACGGUUCUCCCCCCGGAUUACAAGUCCCUAUGGAAAGAUUUCCAAGCGCUCAAGACUCAAGAUGUCAAGGACGGAAAAGCUUGGAUGUACGAGGCUGACCCCUUCAAGACCCUGCUUGAACGUCAGGAUGCUAAGGCUGCUGCGGAGAAGAAGCGCAAGGAGGUUGAGCAGGCCAAGGCCAAGGCUAAGGAGCUACCCGGAGCGGCAGGCCUGGUGCUGCUGAGCAACACGGGAUCUGUAUCCAAUGCGAUGAAAGGCUGGACGACGGUGCCCAAAGUCGAAAUGGGCAGGCAAACCAGGAUUCAGCUGGAGUCGCUGCUGAGAGACGGCGUGACUUGGAACCCCCAUGGCGUGACCAUGCCUCCAGCUGAGAAGAAGAGCGUUGUGUCGGAGCUCGGCAAGCUUGGUUUCCGCCAGAGCCACGUAGAGGAAGCUGUGGGAUACUGCAAGGACCGGCAAGAAACCCUAGAGUGGCUCUUGAUUCACGUUCCCGAAGAUGAUCUUCCGCGGUGGGCUCUUCCGGAGAAGUACUCGGCUGGCGUGACCAUAGGAGCUACAGAUCUGAGGAGAGAAGGUAUCAUUCAGCGUCUUUCGCAGACCGGAUACUCUGUGGAGCUAUGUACUCGCGUGUUGGAUGAUCACGGCGGCAAUGAAGAUGCCGCUGCCGAAACGCUACAGAAUAUUCUCUUCCCCGCUGCUACGGCAAGCCAAGAGGGUGCCGAAGAAUCAGGGGGCGACUUUUUAGACUUUGGGACACCCCAGGAGCAGUGGGAUGAGGAGGUGACUACAUUGGAGUCCAUCUACGGCAAUAGCUUCCGCCGAGACGGCGAUAGCAUCAUUCAAAUCCGCCUUGAUGGAGUAAAAGACGCGCAAAACGGAGACGUGGAAGCCUUUUUACAAGUCCGCAAGGGUUCGAGCUAUCCACGACACAUCAUUCUUGCUAUCAUUGCUAAGCUGCCCUCAUACAUCAAGCUCAGUAUAGUAAAGCGGAUGCUGGCACACAUCGAGGAGGAUCUCCGAGACGAGCCGACCAAGAUAUAUCUCACCGUAGACUGGGUCCAGCAGAACAUCAACGACAUCAUUGCCCACCCAGGCAAGCUUCUAGACAUAUCGGCAGUCUCCUCUGCCGCCUCUGAGACGCGACCAGCGAAAUCGGUGGCCAAGAGCAAGCGCUCUCGGGGUCCGCCAAGGCCUCUCAAAUGGAUUGUCGACGCAAAGAGCAAAGAAGAAUGGCUUCGUCGGCAGGGAAGCCCGUCACAGAAGGACAUGGUCACGAAGCGCCAGGCCCUACCCGCUUGGCAAAUGCAGGAUGCCAUUGUGCAAACGGUGAACAAGAAUCACGUCACCAUCAUCAGUGGUGAGACUGGUUCAGGAAAGUCGACGCAAUCCGUUCAGUUUCUCCUGGAUGACCUAUACGAAAAGGGGCUCGGAGGAUGCGCAAACAUGAUUGUCACCCAGCCACGGCGAAUUUCGGCGCUGGGACUGGCUGAUAGAGUGGCGGAUGAGCGAUGCUCACGAGUGGGAGGCGAGGUGGGAUAUGCCAUUCGUGGCGAGUCCCGACAGUCAAGAGAUACUAGGAUUACCUUUGUCACGACCGGUGUGUUGCUCCGAAGACUUCAGACAUCCGGUGGUCGAGUGGAUGAUGUCGUGGCAUCUCUGGCCGAUGUCAGUCACAUCAUUAUCGACGAAGUUCACGAGAGAAGUCUUGACACAGACUUCCUUUUGAAUCUGCUUCGUGAAGUCAUGAUCAAGAAGAAGGACAUGUUGAAGCUGAUACUCAUGUCGGCGACGCUUGAUGCCGCGACUUUCAAGAGCUAUUUUGAAACCGAGGGGCUGAGCGUCGGAGCCGUCGAGAUUUCCGGCCGAACAUUCCCCGUUGAAGAGUACUACCUUGAUGAUGUGGUUCGUAUGACAGGCUUCGGAGUUGAUGGACCUGACGAUGGAAGCUUCAUUGGCGACGAGACGAUGGGCAAGGUUAUUCAAAAACUGGGCCAUCGAAUCAACUAUAGCUUGAUUGCCGAAGCCGUCAAGGCGAUUGACUACGAGCUAUCGUAUGAGAAGAAAACGGGAGGUAUCCUCAUCUUUUUGCCCGGAGUUGGGGAGAUUAACCAGGCCUGCAACAAUCUCAGGUCCAUCAACUCACUCCACGUUCUCCCACUACACGCUUCGCUCGAGACGAAGGAGCAGAAGAGGGUGUUUAGCAGCCCUCCUCCUGGCAAGCGAAAGGUGGUCGUAGCUACAAACGUGGCAGAAACUUCCAUCACGAUUGACGAUAUCGUAGUUGUGAUUGACAGUGGAAAGGUCAAGGAGACUAGUUUUGACCCGCAGAACAACAUGAGAAAGUUGGAAGAAACGUGGGCCUCGCGAGCGGCAUGCAAACAACGACAGGGCAGAGCUGGUCGUGUGCAAGCAGGUAAAUGUUUCAAGCUCUAUACUCAGAAUCUGGAGCAGAACAUGGCACCUCGGCCGGAGCCGGAGAUUAGACGAGUACCUCUUGAGCAACUGUGUCUGUCAGUACGAGCCAUGGGUAUGAAGGAUGUAAUUCGAUUCCUCGGGCGAUCUCCCACUCCUCCGGAAAUACCGGCAAUCGAAGGCGCCAUGACACUACUGCGGCGCAUGGGGGCUCUGGAUGGAGACGAGCUCACUGCCAUGGGACAGCAGCUGGCCAUGCUGCCAGCAGAUUUACGAUGCGGCAAACUCAUGGUAUUUGGCGCCAUUUUCGGUUGCUUGGACGAUUGCAUCACCAUUGCCGCUAUCCUGAGCACCCGGAGUCCCUUCUUUUCGCCUCAGGAGAAGAGGGAUGAAGCUCGGGAGGCUAGAAUGCGCUUCUACACAGGAGAUGGCGACCUGCUGACCGAUCUAGAGGCUUUCAACCAGUGGGAUGACAUGAUGAAGGAUCGAGGAACGCCGCAGCGCCAGAUCAGAGCCUUUUGCGAUGAAAACUUUUUAUCCUUCCAGACGUUGACGGACAUUUCAAAUACGAGGAGCCAAUACUACGAUGCUUUGACAGAAAUAGGCAUGGUUUCUCCUUCUUCUCAGACGUCUGGUUCUCGAAACGCUCUGCUGCUACGAGCACUUGUCGCGUCAGCAUUUACGCCGCAGAUUGCGCGGAUUCAAUACCCUGACAAGAAGUUUGCGAGCUCCAUGUCCGGAGCGGUCGAGCUGGAUCCCGAGGCGAGGGCGAUCAAAUACUUUUGCCAGGAGCCCGGCCGAGUGUUUGUGCAUCCCAGCAGCACGCUGUUUGGCAGCCAGGGGUUUUCUGGGAAUGCGGCGUACAUGUCGUACUUUAGCAUGAUAUCGACCACCAAGAUUUUCAUCCGGGACCUGACUCCUCUGAAUGCGUACACGCUGCUCAUGUUCUGCGGGCCCAUCGAGCUCGAUACUCUGGGCCGUGGUCUCUUGGUUGACGGAUGGCUCCGACUCCGGGGUUGGGCUCGUCUGGGAGUUUUGGUGGCCAGGCUGAGGGCCAUGGUGGACAAUCUGAUUGCUGACAAGGUGGAGAAUCCGGGGUUGGAUCUGACGGGGAACAAGAUUAUUAAGUUAGUGAUUAAGAUGAUUGAGCUGGACGGGCUAGAUGCUUGA
This is a messenger RNA of Trichoderma harzianum CBS 226.95, 4041 nucleotides long. RefSeq lists its product as hypothetical. Gene Ontology annotation, cellular component: intracellular anatomical structure. Bases 1 to 4041 code for a protein of 1346 amino acids. The transcript is spliced from 2 exons. Gene Ontology annotation, molecular function: ATP binding; RNA binding; protein binding. NCBI's taxonomy places the organism in Eukaryota, Fungi, Ascomycota, Sordariomycetes, Hypocreales, Hypocreaceae. The record is from RefSeq and is a predicted model, not a curated record.